AUGGCGGCUAUUGCUCGGCAUUUUGCCUUGUGGAAAACAGGUCAACACUUUUACAACACUUCUAUAGCAAGAGGAUUUGGUGUUAGUGCAGUGACGUACUCCAAGAAGAAGAAAAAGUCAACUACAAAAACUGGAGGACAACAGCAACUUCAGUCUGUGGCACAAUCACUUGCUUCGAGAGGGUUCCUGCGAUCCAAUCAGCCCUAUACACCCCCGCCAAAUGUGGCUUCGCAGAUUCAAGAGAUGUCCUCAGAAGCCGGAUAUAGCUCUCCGUCAGCAAUCUUCCCAACUCUCAAUGAUAAAUUCAGUUUCUUAGAAGAUUGCAGGAAGAAAUUCAACUAUUCCGUGCCCAAUUCACUGCUCCAUGAAUUAUCGACUGUUCAGGAUGUGAUUGAGUUCUAUGAGAGUCCGGUAAAUACAACUCUUCCCAUGGAUACCAUCAAAACGGAAGAUUUGCCAGAGAAUCUUCAUAUCCAGAGUGAAUAUGUGAGAUUCCAUCCGGAAGAAGAUACCAUGUUUGGAGGGGUUAGUGCCUUUCCCAAGAGUUCAACCCUAGUCACUGGGGUAAAGUACAGGAAGAAGUACAGAGGUCACAUUGCUAAAACAUCCUGGCCGUAGAAAAAAAUUCAAUAAAGUAGAAAUAAAUGUAAAUAAAUAAAUUGUUUUUUCUUUACCAAAAAAUACCUUCCUAGGACUUCUAAUAAACAAAUAAUAUCAGUA
Messenger RNA from Phlebotomus papatasi, 720 nucleotides. It is a transcript of the gene mRpL50, whose product is annotated as 39S ribosomal protein L50, mitochondrial. Gene Ontology annotation, cellular component: mitochondrion; mitochondrial large ribosomal subunit. The coding region runs from base 1 to 618 and encodes 205 amino acids. Lineage: Eukaryota; Metazoa; Arthropoda; Insecta; Diptera; Psychodidae. The transcript has 3 exons. The record is from RefSeq and is a predicted model, not a curated record.